AUGGAUUUCGGCGAUCGUACUACUAAAUUAUCAGAUGAUUGGCAAUGGCUUUUAGAUGCAAAUACACCAAGUAUUGGUGAUAUUCAUGUUGCAAUGAAUAUUUGGUUUUUAAAUACUACUAAAGAUGCCACCAAAGAAUUUGGAAAUAUUUCUGAAUUGUAUCCUAAAACUCAUCAAUGGUUUAAUAGAUUUAUCAAAUUUAUUAAAGAAAAUCAACAACAUAAACCUUUAAAAAUUUCUAGUGAGGAAGCACUGGAAAUUGCUAAAAAUUUUAAACCAUCGUCAUAUUAUUAUAAUAAUGGUAAUAAGAAAUUAGGAAAUAAAAAAAUUGGUGAUAAAGUUAUUAUUUCACCUAAUGAUUAUGGUAAAGUACCUGUUAAGGGUGCCAUUUUGAAUAUUAGCGAUAGAAAUAUUGCUAUAAGACCAAUUGAUGUUGAUAAAAAAACAGGCAUUGAUAUAGUUAUUUGGUUUCCUAUAGCUGGCUAUAAUUAA
This is a messenger RNA of Entrophospora candida, 492 nucleotides long. NCBI's taxonomy places the organism in Eukaryota, Fungi, Glomeromycota, Glomeromycetes, Entrophosporales, Entrophosporaceae. The record is from the annotation of a GenBank genome assembly.